Cercospora beticola is the source of this 1896-nucleotide messenger RNA. RefSeq lists its product as uncharacterized. Gene Ontology annotation, molecular function: catalytic activity. NCBI's taxonomy places the organism in Eukaryota, Fungi, Ascomycota, Dothideomycetes, Mycosphaerellales, Mycosphaerellaceae. The record is from RefSeq and is a predicted model, not a curated record.
CGACUCAAUCACUCGGCAUACCACAGCAGGUAGCUUCCUUGGUAAGUUGAAGUCGUUUCCGGUGAUCACGUCGUGCCCCGCGUGACCGACGACACAACAUGAACCUUUGAGGUCCAAGCACAUAACCACGAUAUUGACAACGAAACUGGAGGCAGGAGCACAAUGGGUUCGAUCAGCGCCAGUGAAGGAUACUCAGUGCCAAAGGAAACGCAGCGCAUCUUUCAAGAAGGGAUUCUCAACAACCCUCUGAUUCCCGCAUUGCCCGAAGAAGCCAAAGCCGCGGGCAAACAUGUUCAGUUCACAGGCAAUGACUUGCCCAGCAUCCCCAUCAACUGGCGCUUCGCUGAGAGUGCCGCCGCGCUGAAAGGAUUCGAAGCAACGAUGUUGAACGUCCUUCGAUCGAGAAAGUAUGGAAGUUCAAUGUCCGACGUCACAAUCAACACCGACCACGCUUCAUUGUUCGUCAUGUCGCCGUUCCUGGUGAAAACCAUCGAGGGGGGACAGCCACAGACAUUCAACCUUCAUGAUGUUGCCGAGCUGGAGAAGAAAGGUAUCAAGAACUGCGAUUUGCAUCGUUCCGGAGCCUCGACGCAGAGACUCUUGGCGACAAACAUCUACAAAACCAAGGAUGGAAGGAGCUACCAUGUGCACGGAUCGAUGAACCCGGAACCGACGCUCACUGCUUUGGGGAUGGAUCUCGAAGGCACGGCCGGCGAGGACUAUGAUGCCGUUGCUAAGAGGUUCCAAGAAGUAGUUGGCAAGCAUGACUCGAAAGAGCUCGAUGCCCUAAUGAACGACAAGUACAAGCAGGCUGGUACGAUCUGCCAUUCAACUAAGGAAUUUUGGAAGACCGAACACGGCAAAGCCAAUGCUCAUGUCGGUCUGUACGAGCUGAAGAGGUCCUCCGAAUACAAUCAGCCAGCAGGUUGGUGGCCGGAACACGAUUCCCUGCCGUCAUCUGCAUCUCGUCCUCUGGCUGGUCUGAAAGUCGUUGAUCUCACUCGCGUCAUUGCCGCCCCAGCUCUAACACGAGGACUCGCAGAAAUGGGCGCAAGUGUCAUGAGGGUAACAAGUCCUCUUGUCACAGAUCUCUCCUUGGUGCAUCAAGAUCUGAACUGGGGCAAAUGGACCUCAGAACUGCAUCUCAAAAACGAAGAAGACCGAGCAAAACUAAUCGAGCUCAUCAAAGACGCCGACAUCGUCGUCGAAGGCUACCGUCCAGGUGUCAUGGAGAAAUACGGCCUCAGCCGCAAAGACAUAUUCGAAUUGGUCAAAGAUCGCAACCGAGGUAUCAUUCACGUGAAAGAGAAUUGCUACGGCUGGAACGGUCCCUGGCAGGGAAGAAGUGGCUGGCAACAAAUCAGCGAUGCAUGCUGCGGAGUAUCACUAGGUUUUGCGAAAGCCAUGGGGUUGGAAGACAACGAAGCCGUGACCCCAGUUUUCCCCAACUCGGAUUAUUGUACCGGAAUCGCAGGCGCGACUGCUACCCUUCACGCUCUGAUCAGACGUGCAGAAGAGGGCGGUUCUUUUGGCGUUGAUGUUGCGUUGAAUUACUAUUCGCAAUGGCUUGUUCGAUCUGUUGGUGAGUAUCCGAAGCCGGUCUGGCAGGAUGUCUGGCAGCGACAUGGAUCCUUCGUAUAUCGGAAUUACCACAACAUGGGGUACACCGUGGCCAAUCUGCUGGGUCUGCUGAUGCAAUACGACGCGAAGACGCUGUUCAAGCCGGAGUUCUUCGAGCCUCGGGCAUCGAAAGCGAUGGGCCUCCAGUUCUUGCAACUGAAACCGGUUGCUCAGUUCAAGGACGAUGUCAAGCUGGAAUACAACGUCGGCACUCGAGGCAAUGGCUACGACAAGCCGUACUGGCCGCAGGACUUGAAGACUGAAAUUGUGAAAUAA